Molecule: messenger RNA, 243 nt
Organism: Lathyrus sativus (Indian pea)
Lineage: Eukaryota; Viridiplantae; Streptophyta; Magnoliopsida; Fabales; Fabaceae
Source: the annotation of a GenBank genome assembly
AUGAUAGAGGAUUAUCAAACAACAAAUGAUGUUGUGGAAUCGGUCAUGACUAAUAUGUUGUUGAAGGACUUGAAUGAACUCUUAAACCUGCACGGUAAAAAGAUUGAAGAUUAUGAUCUCCCACCUUUACCCCUUGAUACAAUACAAGGAGAUUCGAUUCCAAGUGUCAUACAGGAGGAGUUAGCGGUCAAUAUCCCCAAUGAAGAUAUUGAAUCUGUUGUGAAUUUAAUAAUGACCAAGUGA